Molecule: messenger RNA, 1046 nt
Organism: Saprolegnia diclina VS20
Lineage: Eukaryota; Oomycota; Saprolegniomycetes; Saprolegniales; Saprolegniaceae
Exons: 3
Coding region: 33-905 (290 amino acids)
Biological process (GO): double-strand break repair via homologous recombination
Cellular component (GO): replication fork; Rad51B-Rad51C-Rad51D-XRCC2 complex
Source: RefSeq, a predicted model, not a curated record
CACGCUUCGUCUUGUAUCCGGACCGAGCCGCGAUGUGGGCGCUGGACGAGACAGCGCUGGACCUCGUACAGCGAACGUGGUACGACGCGCCUUUCCGCUGUGGUAUCGACGUCGUCGACGCCGUCUUCCCCGAUGGCAUCCCAUCGCGCGCCGUCUUGGAGCUCUACGGCGACGCGGCGAGUCCGCGCAGCCUGAUGCUCCAGCACCUCGUCGCGACCUUUCUCCUCCAACAGCCGAAUGGCCGCGUCUACUACUUUGAUCACGAGUGCCAUCUCGACGCGGUCGAGAUGCGCUGCAUUCUCGAGGGCUACGCCGCGCACGACGAAGCGGCGGUCGUCAGCGCCAUGCAGCGCCUCGAGCUCUUUCACGCUCCGUCGACCGCGGUAUUUUCCGCCGAGCUGCGCAAGGUGCAUGACGAGCUGCUCGCCGCCAAGACACGCCCAGCCAGCGUUCUUUUGGCCGUCGACGCCAUUAGCUCGUUCCACUUGAUCGACAAGGCCACGGCGCUCCGCGUCGGCGAGGGCGUCGCGCCCAUCAGCGCCAUCUACGCGCAGCUCAAGGAGUUUGCCCGCACGCACUCUGCGUUUCUGUUUGCGACCAAAGCAAACGAGGUGGGCAAAGGCUGGGGCCACUCCGAGUACAUGCCAAGUGUCUGGUCGUCCCUCGUCACCAAGCGGCUCUACUUACGGUAUCUGUCCUCUUGGUAUACUUUCCGAGUGGAAAUCUCCAUCACAAAAGGACACGGACGUCGCCAGGGACGGCGUUUCCAUCCCCCGAUCAGUCGUCGUUCCAACUGCGCCAUUUUGCAAACGGCGAAGCGCGCAUUCUGCCCUUUGGCCUCGAGAACCAUCGGCUUGUCUUGCUUGGUCCGUCGCAAGCAUGAAUACAGUCCACUGUGGGGUUAGGUCAAACGGUUAGGCUUCUAUGUCGUACUUCAUCACGAGCUCCAUAUCAAAUGCACAGUCGUCGCCAAGCAUGGUGGUCAUCGCCCGCACGACCGCCUUGUGCGUCGCCUCGAGCUGCGAUAGCCAGCGAUUGCUGUAGCU